AUGGAUCAUAACGGUGGCUCCGUUAUCGCCAUGCUGGGGAAGGACUGUGUCGCCAUCGCCUCUGACCUCCGACUUGGAAAUCAAGCACUUGGAAUUGCCUCUGACUUCCAGAGGGUAUUCCCAAUGACCGAUCGGAUAUAUCUAGGUCUACCAGGCCUUGCGACUGAUGUCGCAACUCUCCAUGAACGAUUCCGAUUCCGAGUCAAUAUGUACACGAUCAAGGAGGGCAGAGAAAUCGAGCCAGAGGUCUUUGCACACCUCGUUUCUUCAACACUCUACGAGCGACGAUUCGGUCCCUACUUUUGCGAACCCGUGAUGGCUGGCAUCUCAAAAACACCUACCGGCAAGAUCAAGCCUUUCAUUGCAGCGACGGACCUGAUUGGGUGCUUGAAUUAUGCAAAGGAUUUUGUGGUCGCCGGAACGGCAAGCGCGAAGCUGUAUGGUGUGGCCGAAGGGCUAUGGGAGCCUGAUCUCGAGCCGGAGGACUUGUUCGAGACCAUCUCACAGACGAUGCUGAAUGCCGUCGACCGAGAUGCGUUCUCAGGCUGGGGCGCUGUUGUCCAUGUUCUCACGAAGGACAAGGUGAUUACACGUACGCUGAAGGGCAGGAUGGAUUGA
Messenger RNA from Coprinopsis cinerea okayama7#130, 618 nucleotides. Its product is annotated as proteasome subunit beta type 3. The record is from RefSeq and is a predicted model, not a curated record. Gene Ontology annotation, cellular component: proteasome core complex, beta-subunit complex; proteasome core complex. Bases 1 to 618 code for a protein of 205 amino acids. Lineage: Eukaryota; Fungi; Basidiomycota; Agaricomycetes; Agaricales; Psathyrellaceae. Gene Ontology annotation, biological process: proteasome-mediated ubiquitin-dependent protein catabolic process. The transcript is spliced from 4 exons.